AACAAUGUCAAAUUACUAGCAUUUUGUGCGUGAAUUAAUUUUUUAUUCCCAAUUGUGACCAGUAUCAUUUAUGUGACACAAUGCCCGGCUACGAUCCGAACCGGUUUGUGGGACUCAACGAGUCGGAGAAGCAGGAGUACACGUGCGGCAUAUGUCUGGACAUAUUUGGCGAUCCCGUGGACACCAAAUGCUGCGGACAGACAUUUUGUAGACCCUGUAUAGAGGGUGCGCUCAGAGUUAAUAGUGUCUGUCCGCUGGAUAGGAGGCCAUUAAACAUUGGUGAUUUACAAAAUACAUCAAGUGCCACCAGGUUAACCUGCUUAGAACCAAACAUUGAACAGGAUACUUUAUUGCCUAUAACUGUGGUGUCGGCCAAAAGUCAUUACAGACUGAUGUCUCUGGAGAACAAGAGAAGUCUAUACAAGUGUGGCAAUGGAUACAAGACGUUGGCGGACAUCCCGUCGUGGAACCUAUACUCCCAACACAACGGCAUUAUUCACAACCGGUUCGUGACGUCUGCCUUUCCCUACAACUAUAUAAUCAACGAUAAGGUGUCGGUCUUUGUUGGCGACAUCACUGCUCUGGAAGUGGACGCCAUUGUCAACUCAGCCAAUGAAUACCUCCGAGGAGGCGGAGGGGGUCUGUAA
Molecule: messenger RNA, 647 nt
Organism: Oppiella nova
Lineage: Eukaryota; Metazoa; Arthropoda; Arachnida; Sarcoptiformes; Oppiidae
Source: the annotation of a GenBank genome assembly